Molecule: messenger RNA, 2274 nt
Organism: Plasmodium yoelii
Lineage: Eukaryota; Apicomplexa; Aconoidasida; Haemosporida; Plasmodiidae
Product: glutamine--fructose-6-phosphate aminotransferase [isomerizing], putative
Exons: 1
Coding region: 1-2274 (757 amino acids)
Biological process (GO): fructose 6-phosphate metabolic process; carbohydrate derivative biosynthetic process; protein N-linked glycosylation
Molecular function (GO): L-glutamine:D-fructose-6-phosphate transaminase (isomerizing) activity; carbohydrate derivative binding
Source: RefSeq, a predicted model, not a curated record
AUGAAGUCUAAAUUAAAUGCCUUUCUGAAGCGACUUUUAAAUAAGCUCGAAAAUGAUUUCGGGUCAAACAAAAAAAAAUAUAUCACUUAUUUUAGGAAAAGUAUAUACAAUGACGAGAAUAUUAAAAAUACAAGAUAUAAUAAAUUGUGGAUGCGAUGUAUAUUUUCGUCAAAAUCAGCCAAUAAUUUUUCUAGUCAAGAUAUGGAUAAUAUUAUUGAAGGCAAUGGAUGGAAGAAAAACAACAAUAGAUAUAGUAAUAAACACUUAUCACUGAAUUUACAAACAUAUGAAUUGUCGAACAAAAUUUUUUUGUUAGCCAUGUUAGCUGUUUUGGGGAUGUAUGAAAUUAUGAACAGCAAGGAAGAAAAGGGUAAAAAAAAAAAAAAUUUUUUUUUUGAUUUUUUAUUUCCAAAGAAUAAAGCUAGCUGUUGUGGUAUUAUGGCAUAUUUAGGUGAUGGAGAUGCUUCAAAAAUAUUAAUAGAUGGGAUUGAAAUAUUACAAAACAGAGGAUAUGAUUCAUGUGGUAUGUCAACAAUUGAUAAAAGCAAUUCAUUAAAAACAACAAAAUAUGCAAGUAGUUCAACAGCCAAUGCUAUUGAAAAAUUACGUGGAAAUUACCUGACCAGUCAUAAAAAUGAUAAUAUUGGUAUUGCACACACAAGAUGGGCAACACAUGGAAGUAAAACCGAUGAAAAUGCACACCCUCAUGUAGAUUAUAAAGAAAGAAUAAGUCUUGUACAUAAUGGAAUGAUUGAAAAUUAUAGAGAAUUAAAAAAAUUUUUAGUACAAAAAAAUAUUCCAUUUAAAUCAAAUACUGAUACAGAAGUUGUUGCAAAUUUAAUUGGCUAUUUUUUAGAUCAAAAACAAAGUUUUCAAGAUGCUGUUGUAUCAUCUAUAAAACAAUUAGAAGGAACUUGGAGCUUUUGUAUUAUUCAUAAAGAUUUUCCUGACGAAAUGGUAUUAGCAGCAAAUGGUUCACCAUUACAUAUAGGUAUAAAAGAUAAUGAAAUGUUUGUAGCUUCAGAACAUUCUGCAUUGUUUGCAUUUACUAAUGAAUAUAUAUCACUGAAAAAUGGAGAAAUCAUGUUAAUAAAUAAAAAUAAUAUUAACAAUUUAAAAAUGAUAAAAAAAUUUGAUAAUAUACCAGAAAUAGUUAUACAAAAAACACCAGAUCCAUAUCCACAUUGGACAAUUAAAGAAAUACAUGAACAAUCUAUAAGUUUGUCAAAAUCUUUAAAUAAUGGUGGAAGAUUUAAUCUUAAAAAUAAUACUGUUAAAUUAGGUGGUUUAGAUCCAUAUGUAGAAGAGUUAAAAAAUAUAGAAAAUAUAAUAUUAAUUGGUUGUGGUACAUCAUAUUAUGCUGCAUUAUUUUGUAAAUACAUUAUGAAUUAUUUACAUUGUUUUAAUACUGUACAGGUUAUGGAUCCUAUCGAGUUUAAUAUAUCUGCUAUUCCAAAAGAAAAAGAAGGAAUUAUAUUUAUAUCACAAAGUGGUGAAACCCGAGAUAUUAUUAAAGCUUGUAAAUUAGCAGAAUAUUUUAACUUAAAAAAAUUAUCGGUAAUUAAUUCAGUGGGAUCAACUAUUGCUAAUAUGACUGGUCGAGGUGUAUAUUUAAAUGCAGGUCGAGAAGUUGGUGUUGCAUCAACAAAAUGUUUUACAUCUGAAGUUUCUGUAUUAACAUUAAUAGCUUUAUGGUUUUUUCAAAAUAAACAAAAUUUAAAUUCAAAUAAUAAAGUUAGUUCUUUAAUUAAUUCAUUAUAUAGAUUACCACUAUAUGCGGAUACAACUAUUAAAUCGUGUGAAGAUACAUGUAAAGCAUUAUCACAUAAAUUAUCAAAAGCAAAAUCAAUGUUUAUCAUAGGAAAUGGAUUAAGCUAUCCAAUAGCUUUAGAAGGUGCAUUAAAAAUUAAAGAAAUUGCAUAUAUACAUUGUGAGGGGUCGACAGGAAAUGCUCUUAAACAUGGCCCUUAUGCCUUAUUGGGAGGAGAUGACAAUAUACCUGUAAUUAUGCUUAUUUUUAAUGAUGGUACAAAAAAUUCAAUGAUAAGUAUUGGUGAGCAAAUUAAAUCAAGGGGUGCACAUAUUAUAUGCUUAACUGAUGAUGUAAAUCUUUGUAAUCAUUUUGCUGAUGAUAUUAUAUUAAUACCAAAUAACGGCUUGCUUACAUCACUACUUGCUGUUAUACCAUUGCAAAUGCUGGCUUAUUAUAUGAGUGUUAAUUUAGGCCACGAUCCGGAUAAACCUCGAUCACUAGCAAAAACGGUCACAGUAUAG